Molecule: messenger RNA, 2335 nt
Organism: Vigna radiata var. radiata (mung bean)
Lineage: Eukaryota; Viridiplantae; Streptophyta; Magnoliopsida; Fabales; Fabaceae
Product: probable serine/threonine-protein kinase WNK11
Exons: 3
Coding region: 1114-2007 (297 amino acids)
Biological process (GO): intracellular signal transduction; protein phosphorylation
Cellular component (GO): cytoplasm
Molecular function (GO): protein serine/threonine kinase activity; ATP binding
Source: RefSeq, a predicted model, not a curated record
UGCAGUUGCCGGUCAUGUAGCCAAAUCUCACAUGAAACUGAUGAACUGAUGUAAAUGGCAGUUUGAUAAGUAUUUUUAUGGUAUGACCCUUUAGAGUAAUCAUCAGAUGAUGGUUAUUAUCGUACAAGACUUGAGCUUGUGUAUGAUGAAUGUGCAAUGUACAAAUCUCUUUUCAGUUCUUCAAUUUGAUUUACUUCCUAAAUAAAUAAAAACAACCAAUCGCACCAAAGAAAGCCAUUGACUGUGAGAGGCCUGGGUGUGUUACAUUUAUCAAAUGACCAUUGAUAAAGUCAGUUGCUUGUUCAUCCAUCUUUUCAGUAAUUUGUUCGUCACUCACUAAGUUGAUAAUUCUGUCAAAAAAUUACAUUGAUGAGCAUUUUUGUCAAUUGAUCCUUAAUAAACUGUACGGAUGAACCAACGGUAUUUUGCCAGCAGAUUAUAUGAAUGUAUAACGAAAAAUGUGAUGGUUAUUGUACUUUGAGGGUGCGUAGACUUUCAAAAAGUAUAAUCAAACCUCAAGAAACUUCCAAGACUAUAACUUUGCUCUAUAGAAAGAACAAGAAAUCCAAUGGAUCUAAACACUUCAGAUCAACGUUGAUUCAACUUUUAAGCUAAUUGACCCCAUUUUUUUUCAUAACUCGUGAAAAAAAAAAGAUGCUUACAGCAGUAGAUACUGUACACUUUGCAGACGGUGAGUGGUAUUUGAAAACAGAUAAUUUGGAAGAAUCGUGAGGUAAUGAUGUUUGGAAACAGAUUGGAAGAGCGAGAUAAUGAAGUAGUGUUGGUAAUUUGUAGGUGCAAUUGAACACGGGCUUCGUCUGAAACUUUAGCUGUGAGUGCAGUGUUCCACAUUCUUCUCGUGAAUGUAAGAAAACACCUUCAGAAUCCCGAUGCAGUGAUUCUCUUGAUUACGAUUUUGUGUCAUGGAAAGGGGAUUGUGUUUGUGUACCUCUACAUUUGCCACCUCAUCCAUUAAUUUCCACUUCUAACAAAUUCCACCACUAUCGAUUCUCGGCUAUUUAAUCUCUACACUUCCAUUCAGGGUUUCAAUUUGAGGUUCCACAUUCUCAAUUCUCCUACCGCUACCUGUUAAGUGUAGGAGAGAGAUUGAAAAUGCCUGCAGAGAAGUCGAACAGUUGCGACAGCGAAGUGGAGGCGUUCGUGGAGGUUGAUCCGACGGGAAGGUUUGGGCGUUACAACGAUCUUCUCGGUUGUGGUGCUGUGAAGAAGGUUUACAGAGCUUUUGAUCAAGAGGAAGGAAUUGAGGUGGCGUGGAAUCAGGUUCGGCUCAGGAAUUUCAGCGAAGACCCUGUUCUCAUCAAUCGCCUUCAUUCUGAGGUUGAGUUGCUCAGAACCCUCAGCAACAAGUACAUCAUCGUCUGUUACAGUGUGUGGAAGGAUGAGGAACGCCACAACAUCAAUUUCAUCACUGAGAUUUGCACUUCCGGGAACCUCAGGGAUUACCGCAAGAAGCACCGCCAUGUCUCCAUUAAGGCUUUCAAGAAGUGGUCCAAACAGGUCCUUGAGGGGUUGGAAUAUCUUCAUACUCAUGAUCCAUGCAUCAUUCACAGGGAUCUCAAUUGCAGCAACAUCUUUGUUAACGGCAACAUUGGCCAGGUGAAAAUUGGUGAUCUUGGAUUGGCUGCAAUAGUGGGAAGGAACCAUGCUGCUCAUUCAAUUUUAGGAACACCUGAAUACAUGGCACCGGAGCUGUAUGAGGAAGAUUACACUGAGAUGGUGGACAUAUACUCCUUCGGAAUGUGUUUGCUUGAAAUGGUUACAAUGGAGAUACCCUACAGCGAAUGUGACAGUGUGGCGAAGAUCUACAAAAAGGUCACUAAGGGAAUUAAGCCUCAGGCUUUUAGCAAAGUCACAGAGCCAGAGGUGAAGGAAUUCAUUGAGAAAUGCAUAGCACAGCCAAGAGCAAGACCUUCAGCCACAGAUCUCCUUAAGGAUCCUUUCUUUUAUGAACUCAACAAUGAUGAAGAAUCGACGCCAUUAAAUUGAUAUUGUUUGACCCUUUUGUCCAAUUCAACAACUUUUCACUUCCAAUCAAAGUAUGUUCGUAUUACAUACUGAUAGCUGGUUAGUAGAUGAUGCAUUUCCGCUCCAGUUUCACUGUAUCUGUAUUGUACAGACUGAAAGUGCCAAUCGACCCAGUUGUAGCUUUUUCAGUGGAUUCCCUUAUUUGUUUCUGCCAUAUUCUGUUUUAUUUGCUUCAACACUGAAAUCGUUAGAACGUCAAGCUCAUUUGGAUCAUAAGCAGACAAUUAUCAAAUUUAUAUGCUUUGUCUCACACUAGCAGGAUUGAAAGCCGAAUCUCUUAUUUCUUCAA